Molecule: messenger RNA, 943 nt
Organism: Parasteatoda tepidariorum (common house spider)
Lineage: Eukaryota; Metazoa; Arthropoda; Arachnida; Araneae; Theridiidae
Molecular function (GO): protein binding
Source: RefSeq, a predicted model, not a curated record
AUAAUCAAACAACAGCCUGUCUCAUUUUCUUUUGAUGGUCAUCAGAUGUGCCUGAAUUAUAAGCAGUGAAAAUAGCCCAUUUCUCAGGUUGAAAACUUCUCAACUUCUAUCGGAUGUGGAUGAUAAACAAAUUUGAAAAUUUGUUUUUAUUUGGAUUUUGAUGACAAAUAACAAUGUCCGAAUUGGAGCUCUGCCGGUUUGCUUUCGAAGGUAAAUUUGAAAAACUUAAAGAAAGAAUUGAAAAGGAUAAGUCUUGUUUACUUACUAAAGAUGGGUCUGGAAGGAUACCUCUACAUUGGGCUGCAUCUGGAAGUCAAAAGGAUAUUGUGGACUAUCUUUUGAAAUUAGGAUCUCCAGUCGAUGAACUUGAUGAUUCUAAUUGGACUCCUUUGAUGAUUGCGUCUUCUGUUGGCUCUGCAGAGAUUGUAGCCGUACUUAUAGGCAAGGGAGCUGAUGUUAAUUCUCCAAAUCAGACAGGGCAGACGGCCUUACACUAUGCCGCUUCAAAAAAUAGGGAAAAUAUUGUGAGGAUUCUAUUGGAUAAUGACGCAAACAUAAAUGCUGCCGAUCACAUGGGAAGUACACCCCUGCACCGAGCAGCGUCAAAGGGCAAUCUCAAAAUAAUUAAACUUUUCCUGGACGAGUACCGAAAUAGACUAGAUGUCAAUGCUAGAGAUCGUGUUUGGAAUACACCUCUGCAUUUAGCGUGUGAAGAAGAAAGAAUGGAAGUAGCAAAAUUAUUAAUGGAGGCUGGGGCUGAUCCAGAUACGCUAAAUAAGGAGAAGAAGGAUUGUAUACAGAUGGCCCCUCCGCAAAUGCACUCGACUCUCAGGCGAAUGAGAGACUCUGUAUCAUAAUGUGUUCUUGAAUCACUUCUUUUCAGUUAAUUGUAAUUUUGUAAAUCGUUUCAUACAAAUUAAAUGUAUAUAUAUUUGGUCUGUAA